Messenger RNA from Loxodonta africana (African savanna elephant), 6905 nucleotides. RefSeq names its product olfactory receptor 6B1-like. Bases 4908 to 5492 code for a protein of 194 amino acids. Gene Ontology annotation, cellular component: membrane. Gene Ontology annotation, biological process: G protein-coupled receptor signaling pathway. Gene Ontology annotation, molecular function: olfactory receptor activity. The record is from RefSeq and is a predicted model, not a curated record. NCBI's taxonomy places the organism in Eukaryota, Metazoa, Chordata, Mammalia, Proboscidea, Elephantidae. The transcript is spliced from 2 exons.
GUGUCUCUGGGUGGAUUUGAACUCCCAGCCUUUCAGUUAGUAAUCAAGCACUUAACCAUUUGUGCCACCCAAGGACUCCUAAUCAAAAUUGCAGAAGGCUUUAUUUUUUAGAAAUUGGCAAACUUAUUCUAAAAUUCACAUGAAAUUUCAAGGAACCUAAAACAGUCAAAACAACUUUGAAAAAGAAGAACAAAUCUGAAGAAUUAACACUGUUUGGUUUCAAAACUUAUUACAAAGCUAUAAUAAUUAAGAAAAUGUGGCACUGGUAUCAAGAUAAAUAGAUCAAUGGAACUGACUAAAGAGACCAGAAAUAGACUCACACAUAUAUGGACAACGGAUUUUUGUCAAAGGUACAAAGGUAAUUCAGUAGAGAUAGUCUUUUCAACAAAUGGUGCUGGAACAAUUGAGUACCUGUAUUUGAGUCAGAAUUGAUUAAACAGCAAUGAGUCAACGGGAUGCAAAAAAAAAAGAAAAGAGCUUUGAUCCUACCUCACAGCAUAUGCAAAAAUUAACUCAAAAUGGAUCAUAGACCUAAAUAUAAAACUUUUAGAGGAAACUAUGGGAGAAAAUCUUUGCAGUGUUAAAUUAGGCAAAUAUUUCUUAGAUAUAAUGCCAAAAUAUGAAAUAUAAAGGAACCAAUAGAUAAAUUAGGCUUUGACAAAAUUAAAAACUUUUCAAAAGAUGCUAUUAUGAGAACACACAGACAUACUACAAGGACUGGGAAAAAUAUUUGCAAAUCAUGUAUCUACUAUAAAAAACCCAUUACUGUUGAGUCACUUCUGACUCAUAGUGACCCUAUCGGACAGAGUAGAACUGCCCCAUAGAGUUUCCAAAGAGUGGCUGGUGGACUCAAACUGCUGACUUUUGGUUAGGAGCUGAAAGCUUAACCACUGUACCACCAAGGCUCCAGUAUCUGCUAUAAAAAAACUCAUAAAGAAGAUAUAUGAAAGGCAUGGCAAACAAGCCCAUAAAGAUGCUCAGCAUCAUUAGUCAUGAGGGAAAUGCAAAUUAAACAAUAAUGCAACACCACUACCCACCUAAAACAUCAUGUUGAAUGAAAAAAGUCAGACACUAAGGAGAACAUAUUGCAUGAUUCCACUUAUAUGGAAUUCUAGAAAACGCAAACCAAUCUGUAGUGAGAGAAAGCAGAUCAGAAGUUGCCUGGAGAGAUGGAUGAGGGGUGGGGGCAGGAGGGAGAGAUGAAAAAAUGGCACAAGGAGACUUUGGGGGUGAUGGCUAUGUUUACUGUCUUGAUUGUAGUGAUGUUUUCAUAGGUUUAUGUACAUGUCAAAACCAACCAAAUUGUAUACUUUAAAUAUGUGCAGUAUAUUGUAUGUCAAUUACAUCUCAGUAAAGCUGUUUUUCUUUUUGUUUUGUUUUGUUUUUUGUUUUUAAAGCUGUUUUUCUAAAAAACUUCCAAAAAAUUCCAGGCCCAGGACCAGUAGAAUCAACAAUAUGGAAAGAGCAUACUACGUUAUGCCCAAGCUGCUUUUUCUCCAGGAGUACAAAGUUGGUUUAACAUUAGAAAGUCCACCACUGGAAUUUGCCACACUGAGUUACUUACUAAGAAAAAAAAUCAUAUCAUCACCUUAAGAGAAGCAAAAACAUUUUUAUAAAAUCAACAUCUAUUUAUGGCCAUAAGUAAAUAAACAAAAAUAAGUAAGCCUUUGCAAACUAGAACUAGGAAGGAACUUCCUUAAUCUGAUGAGUACUUCCCAAAAACCACUAGCAGCAAAUGUCCUAGUUCCUGAAAUCAGAAGGAGCACGGGAUGCCCACGCCCACCACUUGUGCUGACACUGCACUGAGGUCUUAACCACAGUGGCAAGCUAAGAGGGUAAAUGCACAAGGAUUGGAAACCGAGAACCAGAGCCACCAUUAUUCACAGAAAAUGCCACUGGGGAUGCAAGAAUUCCGGAAGGAUCUACAGAUGCCUUAGUAGAAUUCAUCAUAAAAUUCAGCAAGCUUACUGGGUGAGGAGAUGGGGCUGGUGGGUCACAGCACCGCAGACAGCCUGGAUCUCGAACCUAGAUCCACCACUUACAAACUCAUGAUCAGUCUCGUCACAGGUGAGAAUCAGAGGGUGUGAGUAUGUACGUGCCUGGGGGUGCAUCUGUACCUGAGCAUGCUUAUGUGUGAGCCUAUGUGCACCUGCGUGUGCCUCUAUGCACCUAAGUGUGCUCAUGUGUGCACCUGUGUGCCCCCGUGUGUGUACCUGAGCAUGCCUGUGUGUGAGCUUGUAUACACCUGUGUGUGCCUCGAUGUGCCUAGUGUAUCUGUGUGUGUACCUGUAUACGGACCUGUGUCUGUGUGCACCUGUGUGUGCCUUUGUGUACACCUGUUUGUGUGCCUGUACAUCUGUGGAUGCAUCUGUGUGUAUACUUGAGCAUGCCCCUGUGUGAGCCUGUUGCCUCAGUGUACCUAAUUGUGCCUGUGUGUGCAUUGUGUGCACCUGUGUAUGAACCUGUUUGUGUCUGUGUAUGCCUGUGUGUCUUGUGUACACCUGUCUGGUGCACGUGUGUGCUUUUUUGUAUGCUUGUGUGUCUGUGGGUGUACUUGUUUGUAUACCUGAGCAUUCCUCUGUGUGAGCCUAUGUGCAACUGUGAGUGCCUCGAUGCACUUAAGUGUGCCUGUGUGUGUGCCUGUUUGUGCCCUGUGUGCACCUGUAUGUGUACCUGUGUGGGCACCUAUCCACAUAGUUACGUUGGGCAGCAAGGCUGUCUGGGUAUCUGUUGAUGGACAUGUUGUUGUCUUCACUUGGUGUCUAUGUUGAGAGGCAUGUGUAGGUCUGGGCUUGGGGGUUUGUCCAUGUUUUGGAGCCAUGUUUGCUCAUGUUUCUGCAGGAGCACUCUUGGCUUGGGAGGCUCAGUGGGCUUGGGGUCUGCCUGGUGGACAGGCGUGCGUGUCCAUCCGACAGCCAGGGCUGUGGGGCAGGCACGUCUGUGCAUCUGUCUGAGGGCAGGUAGGCUCUGUCUAUACCUAGCCUCUGUGUGUGCUUAGACCAGAGUCUGCGAUCAGGAGCACGGAGUCUGGGCUUAUUUCAAAGUGUCCAUGUUUGGGGGUGGGUGUGCUUUCAAUGCUGGUUGCUAGGUACUGGGUGCUCUGUGGAAGAAUUGAGGUUUGAGGAGCAUGUGCAUGUUGAUUGUGACUGUGUGCACCUUGGGGGACAUGUGUGUCAGGAGGGCCUGGGCUGCAGUGUCUAUGGGCUGCUCCUGCCUCACACUCACAUGGAGCCCAUGUCCCAUAGCUGGGGGUACAGAGCCAAGUGGAGCCAGGCAGUCGUGCUGCCCAGGAGCAGUGGCAGAGGGGCUGGGGACCUGGGAGUCAUUCACCAGCCCCAAGACUAUGACACCAGGUGCCAGUCUGCAGAGGCUCUAGCCACAGGUUGGCUGUCCCCCACAACUCCUGACCCAGCUCCUCCUGCUGCAGGCUGCCAACAUCAGUGGGUCACCUGGCAUCCCAGAGUGGGCCGCAAGGUCCAGACCCCUCCCUUUGCCCCUGUGGCCAGCCCACCACUGUAGCAGGCAUGCAGCUUGCCCCCUUCUCCCUCGCUCCUAUCAGCCACCCCACCUGAGCCCCCCGGCAGAGACUGUGUCCUGGCCGUUCUCGUAGCCUGUGCAGGGGUCCCACCACGACUUGUAUCACAGCUAAGGGGCUAGAGGCACUGAGGGGGCCUGUCCAAGGUCACACAGCACCAGGGCAUGGCAGACUCGAUCCCAUGCCCCAGAGCCCAAGCAUCAGUCCCUCCCCCACACCCCCAUAAUAUUUGUGGGACAUAAACAGCAUUGAUGCCAGUAGGCCGGGGCUGACCAGCAGCUGGAGGGAGAGCAGAGCUGGGCGGGGGGAGGUUUCCAUGGGGCCUUGGGAGGUCCAGAGGAGGCUGUGAAGCUGCAAUGUGAACAAUGAACUGAGGGUGGUGGGGGGGAGCGUAGGGUGUGUAGAAAGGUCUGCCCCAGAGCUGGGGGGCUAAGUGCUGAGUCCAGACCAGGGUGCUUUCCAGGUGACUCCCCCUCAUGCAUGUUCGCACCCCCCAGCAGUGCUCCCAGUCACCCCUGGGUUACCACUGCAUGGUAUUUUCACAUCAUGUGGACACUGCAGCACAGAUGGAGGUCAAAAGCCAGCCCUCACCAUGGCACAGCGAACACAUUAAAACACCAUGGGCACCGAGCAGUGCAGCAGAAAGGGCCGAGGGCUCUGGCCAUAUUCCAAGGGCCAGGGGUCAAGGGCCUAGGAAGAGUGACCCAGGCUCAGGGGCACCAGAGCCAGCAAAGCCACAGCAGGAGGCCAGGAUGGCGAGGAGGGGGCUGGCUUGUCUUUUGUGUUUCAGGUCUUAACGACAUGGACCUUUCUAUCUCAUAAAAAAAGUGUCUGGUGAUGUAGGAGGUGAGGAGGCCUCCUGCCAGCCCUGCCUCCCUUCCCAAAUCCCUGCCCUUUCCAGGCAGGGGCCGAGGGCCUGAGCUCAGAUGCCCACAAAGACUGCGGCAGAGCCAGACAGGCUCUAUCAGCCAGAUUCCAGUCCAGGGCCCUGUCCACGUUCUCGCCCGGCGUCUCUCCUUACCCUGGCCCUACUAGUCCACUGUCCCCCCAGUCCCUGGGCCUGGGUGACCUCAGCUGUGGCCUUCCCCACCCUCCAACUGGCUGUGAAAGCCCCGAGGGUGUAUCUGAUGGUGCUGAGGGGCUCUGCUCUCAUCCUCGGUCCUGUCACAAGUUCCUGCAGCAAGUCCCUGGACACUCUUCUUCGCCCACAGCAGCGUUUGUUCAUUGUUCCUGCUCCCAGCUGGCUGUGAGUCUGAGGGCAGAGCUCACUCAGCCUCACUCCCUCACACCUGGGCUGGGCUCCAGCAGAGGGUCCCCUGCUACCACACUUCUGCACACCCUGAUCCACCACCUCUGCCCCCGAGGCGCGGCCAUGUCUUCGAGGGACAAUCACUCAGAGGUGACCGAGUUCAUCCUGCUAGGCUUCUCGGGCUCCCGGGGACUCCACCUAAGCCUACUGGCACUGUUCCUGCUGGCCUACAUGCUGACUGUCAUGGAAAAUAUGGUCAUCGUAGCCGUGAUCCACACCAGUCCGCUGCUGCACAAGCCCAUGUACCUGUUCCUCAGCCAUCUGUCCUUCCUGGAGGCCUGGUACGUCUCUGUCACAGUGUCCAAGAUACUGGUCAGACUGGUGGACCUCGAGUGCCAGCACAUCUCCUUCACUGGCUGCAUGGCCCAGCUGUACUUCUUCCUGGCACUGGCCUGCACUGAGUGCAUGCUGCUGGGUGUCAUGGCCUAUGACCGAGACACAGCCAUCUGCUGCCCCCUACGCUACCCUUCUCCACCUGCGCCUCCCACCUGGCCAUGGUGGUCAUCUUCUACUCGGCCUCCCUCCUCUUCUGUGCCUGACCACGUGCCAUCUACUCCUUUGACUACAACAAGCUGGUGUCCGUGGUCUACACAGUGCUCGUGCCUCUCCUCAACCCUAUCAUCUACUGCCUGCGUAACCAGGAGGUAAAGGAGGCACUGCGCCGUGUGGCACAGAAGGCAACCCAGGCCCUGGGGGCCUCUGCCUAGGGGUCAAGCCCACCUUGGACCCCUCGCAUUCCUUGACACAUUUACCAUGCCAGCUCUAAUUGGGUGGCCAGGAUGGGGGGAAGUGAAGGCUGGAGGGAACAGUUAGCAUGCUCCCACCACUCAGUCCUGUGUCUGAGCCAGCACAGAGGCCUAGGCAAGAGAUUUUACUGCCUGAGACUUGUUCAGUAAAACAAGGAUGAAGUAAUCUAAUGAGUUAAACAGAUACUCAGGAGUUAGAACCAGAAGGUCUUUGAUUUAUCGGGCUUGGGUGUGAGGGGAUGGAAAGAACUGAGGACAAGCACCAUGUCCCAUGAAGAUGAAGUACCAUUCACCCAGGUAGGGAGCCAGGAGGAGGGCAGGUUUGAAGAGGAAGAAGCUGGAUUCAAUUUGGAAAUGCCCAGUAGGUACUUCAAUACUUGGAUCUGGCACUCCAGAGAGAAAAUUGCGCUUAAAAUAAAAAUCUCAGAACCAUCAGCAUAGAGAGGGUGAUCAAAGUCAGGAACAUAAAUAAAGUUGCCUGGGGAAAGCAAGGAGAGAGAUGAGAAAAGGGCCUAGUCAGGGCUCAGAGAAACCUCUAUCAGAAAAGUACUGCAACGGAGAAGAAAAUUCCAGCAAUAUGACACCAUAGACACCAGGGGAGAGAGCUACCAGCAGGGCAUUCACAGUGCUGCUGCUGCAAUCAGGCGAAAGGAGGGUCAGAAAGUCCUUUGAAUUUGCCAACAGAUGGGUCAGAUGUUAGCUUGGGGAAAGAAGUUUCCUUGGAGCAAAAGCAGAGAGGAAUAAAUUGAAGAAACUGAGGAAAUUGAUAGAGGGAGUUCGAGAAGUAGGGCUGUGAGGGAGAAUGUGAAGUUGGAAAGGUUUGUUUUGUAGUUUUCCUAAUCCCCCUUCUGCUAAUCUUCCUUUGUCUCAAUAGAUUUGCCUAUGCUAGAUACUUCAUAUAAUUGGUACCAUACACUGCUUAUUCUUUUGUGUCUGACUUAUUUCACUCAGCAUAAUGUUUUCAAAGAUCAUUUAUGUGGUGGCAUGUAUCAGAACUUCAUUUCUCUUUAUGUUUGAAUAAUUGUAUGCAUAUACCAUUUUCUUUUAUACCAUAUGUUGUGUAUCCCUUCAUCUGUUGAUGAACACUUGGGUUGUUUUCACUGUUUGGCUAUUGUGAAAAAUGCUGCAAUGAACGUUGAUGUACAUACAUCUAUCUGAGUCACUGAUUUCAAUUCUUCUCGGUAUAUACCUCAGAGUAGAGCCGUUAGGUCAUAUGGUAAGUCUAAUUUUCAGUUUUUGAGGAACCACCAAACUGUUUUCCACAGUGGCUGCAUCAUUUUACAUUCUCACUAGCAAUCCAAUUUCUUCACAUUCU